Messenger RNA from Suillus bovinus, 1001 nucleotides. RefSeq lists its product as uncharacterized. Gene Ontology annotation, molecular function: zinc ion binding. Bases 68 to 919 code for a protein of 283 amino acids. The transcript is spliced from 3 exons. The record is from RefSeq and is a predicted model, not a curated record. NCBI's taxonomy places the organism in Eukaryota, Fungi, Basidiomycota, Agaricomycetes, Boletales, Suillaceae.
AUUAAUAGUAACGCACAGCUACUAGGGGGUGUUCGAAUUCAACCGAAACCAUUCGAAAACUAUCAUCAUGUCCUUCAGUCAACCGCAUAUACAGUCGACCAGUCCUAUGGACACAAAUGGUGUAGUGCGUUGUUCACAUGGUGAAGCUGCAAUAAUAAGGACUAGUCAAACAUCUUCAAAUCCCAAUCGUGAGUUCUACACUUGCUCGAGGUCAAUCCAGAGUGAAAGGUGUAAAUUCUUUUAUUGGGUAGACGACCCUAUCUUUUCCCGACAACCUGUAUCUCACUUUGUACCUGCAACUGCAAUUGCGCCUGCUUCAUCAAGGCCCCCUUCCUCUCCAAAGACAAGAGCAGAAUCAGCUCAAACAUCGAGCACACCUCAUAAAAGUCCCAGGAAGAGGAUAGCAGACAUAGCAGCCGCCUUAAAUGAAUCAGAGCCCCAGGACACUUCAACACAACAUGGUAGCCCCCAGCAAAAUACAACUGCUAUGAAUGACCGAAUGCGCUCAUUUCUUUUUGGCUCCCAAUCCUCUCAGGCCUCGACGGUCGGGGAUUGGGAAGAGACAUCGCUAGAAGAUGAACCAGAACAAAGUAGUCCAAUUAGGGGUGUGGACCAGAGUCUUGGAAAUAUAGACCAUAGGACACCAAAGAAACCCAGAAUUACAUCCGCUGAGCAGCGAUCGGGUGUCCAAAUUCCUUUCCCACUAACUCCACCUCAGACCAUACGCCGCCGCUUCGAUAAUUCUGACCAGGGCAUACCCCAAACAGAUUUCCCACAAACUCCGACCAGGAACAAAGGCAAGGAGCGGGAAAAUAGUGGCGGGGAGCAAACGGUUGGUCUGUAUUCGGCUGUUGCAGAGAUAUUGAUUGGAAUCUUCCUAGACUUCAAGUCCGAAUGCUCGCAUCCCUGGUCCUUUUGAGAACGGAAGCAGCACCCUCCAACGUGACGUCCCCGCACAUACAUCUAAACCCCUCGAACGCACCUCUUCCAACCCUUUUAUU